CUCUCAGCGUUCAAGCACAAAAUUUUUGUAAAAGUAAAAGAAAUUGUAUUUAGAAUAUGGCUGGUUUUGCACAGGAGUACAUAACACUGACUCAACUGAAUUGCGUCAAGGAAUGUCGAGCGCUAAUUUCGAGUCCCAGACAAAGAAAUUAUUUAACAGCCGCCGCAUUAUUUGGCCUAUAUUGCGGUGUAUUGUUAUAUCGCUCGUAUACCAAGUAUUUGGCGGAUUUGCACAAUAAAAAGGAGGAAGCGAUCGACUUGGAAGCCGAGGAACUGGAACUGCAGUCCGAGGAUAGUUACGUCUUUGAUCCACCGCCAGUGACGUCCAAGGAAUUGCUAUUGCCACCCAUUUACGAUCCAAGUGCCAAUUUAGGCGAUGUCGAAUUGACACAACGAUCCGAAAUCGAGCCAUUUAUUCGGGGCUCAACAAUGUAAAUUAAUGAUACAGAUAUGUAAUCAAUAUUUCGGCAUAUUUCAAAAAUGGUUAACAAUUAAAUAGAGGUUUUUGAAGAUUCAUAAUA
This is a messenger RNA of Drosophila innubila, 520 nucleotides long. RefSeq lists its product as uncharacterized. The transcript has a single exon. Bases 57 to 434 code for a protein of 125 amino acids. Lineage: Eukaryota; Metazoa; Arthropoda; Insecta; Diptera; Drosophilidae. The record is from RefSeq and is a predicted model, not a curated record.